AUGGACUACUCGUACUUGAACCAGGCCGCGGCCGCCGCCGCGGCCGGCUUCGAGGCCUCCAGCUGCGCCCUCGCCGCGUCCGAGAUGCAGUGCGGGUACGCCGACCUCGGGUCCUGCUCGCAGAUGAGCCAGGCCGCGUAUCGGUACACCGCCGCCAGGGCCGCCGCUUAUCCUGGCAACGCCACCGCCGCUGCCGCCGGGGGCGCCCCCCUCGGCGCCCACCAUGCCGCCCACCCGCAUGCCCACGCGCAUCACGGGGCCCACGCGACGCCGUGUUCCGUCAUGGCCGCCCGGUCCCAGGACGUGCACCGACAUGCUGCUUCCAUCUUCCCCUCCGCCAUCAACCUGCAAGGAGGACUGGGAUACAAAGCGUACUCUGGACACGACGGCCUCGCGGAGAAGAGGAAACAACGUCGGAUACGAACGACUUUCACGUCGGCUCAGCUGAAGGAACUCGAAAGGGCGUUCCAGGAUACGCACUACCCUGACAUCUACACGCGAGAAGAGAUCGCUAUGAAGAUCGAUCUGACCGAGGCGAGAGUCCAGGUGUGGUUCCAGAACAGGCGCGCCAAGUUCCGCAAGCAGGAGCGCCUCGCCCAGCAGAAGUCGAGCAACCAGGGCGGCGUCGGCGGCGACAGCGGCGCCUCUAGCCCGGUGUCGGGGAACGUGAAAGCGGAGGGCCGCUCGCCAAGGAGUCCCGCGACGCCACCCGGCGUCGUCUCCUCGGCCGAGCUGAAGCCGAUCACCAACCCUAACCUCGGAAACGUGAAGCACACCCCGGACGGCCCUGGCGAGGGUAGCUCCCCGAACGGCCGCGGCGGCGGUGGAGGCGCUUGGGGCUCUUGCAGCCCAAGACCCUUCUCCGCAGCCCUACCCCCUUACCUCCUGGACCCACUGCCCCUCAAGACCGCAAACCUCUACUAAUCGGUCCAAUUUCGUCCGGAAUGAGUCCUCGGUGAUUAUGUACAUAAGGGUCUAAACAUGAUUCGAGGACGGGCUGCUCGGAGGUGGAACCCCGAGCGCGUCCGAAAGGUCCUUAUCGUGGACGUAAAGGAACUUCGUGUUUUAUCCGCGCCAAGGUACUUGUCGCGUAUAAAAAGUCCUUAUGGUGGAGGUAAAGGUAUCCGGUGAUUCGUCGACGCCAGUGAACUUGCAUGAUAAUAUCAAGGGGAUGAGUGGCCCCCUCUCUACGAACCAAAUUCGCCCGACAGUUGCAGGAAAAUGAGCCUUAUGUCCCCGGCUCCCCCUAAUCAGCAGGUCGGUAAACACGUGCCCCAUAUUCCAUGCCGAGGGGGCUCUCAAUCGUAAAUACCAGUUCCUUAUCGUCUAUUUUUCGCCAUGGAAGGGAACACGUAUUUUUUUUCUUAUUUCUCUUUCUCUCUUUUUUUUUUUUAUACGGUCGCCAUCGGUCGUUAACUCAACAUUGUCCAGUUCUUGAAGAACAAAUUGACACGCUCACGCCUAGGACGUCAGCAUUCGAUGCAAAUCGUGUUUAAUCUUUAGCCUGGCACGCCUCCUGGUGCGAAACUUCGGCCUUGUUUGGUUUGUACCAAAGCAUACAACGAGGAAACCCCUAAUGCAAACUUCCUCGACGUCGGGCGACAAAUACGAAACACAAAUCGGAAGAGCCCCUCGGACUUCAAUAUUCAUGCGAUUCCGUUGUUGGAGCUCGAUCGUAAACGCGACAUAUACGUUAUAUAUACAUAUAUACAUACAUACAUACAUCUGUGCCAUAGAAGUAAAUUAUUAUUUUCUCUGAUUUUCUUUUUGCCUUAUCGUGGAGUUCCCCCUCUCUAAAAAUGGAGGACUUUCCGUCUAUGGUACAGAUAUAUGUAUUUGAAUGUAUAAGUUCCUAGAGAAGUGACGUGGCAGUAAUUUCACUUCUAUUUAUUUAUUUAAUUAUUUAUUUAUAUUUAUAUUAUUUAUAAUUUUAUAACGUGACGAGUGCGUCCUCCGGUUCGCGUCGGACUGGUUUCUUAUUUUAUACGCGGGUCGCCUUGAUUGUUUAUUAAUUUUUUUUCUUUCCAGCUCGAGUAAUAUGUUCGAGUAAUGCGCUGAUAGGGUCGUUAGCUGUCCUGGGAUCGAUUAAUCGUUAUCGAUUAACCGCGGGACCAGCACUCCGGGCAGCCCAGUCCUCGGCGUCGGUAUUGUUAAGGUUAAACACUAUUAUAUCAUUAUGUGUGACUGGAACUUGUACAGUUGUUGCUAUAAAUAUAUGAAAAUUAGUGUUUUACAGGACACCCUGCUUGACUUUCCUGUCGCCCCGGUUCCGACCACAGCGAGUCCUUCCCGAUACGUAAAAGUGAGGAUGUCCGGUACGACUAAUCGUGAUUAGGAUUGGAGGUAAUUAAGGAAGAUAAUUAAGGGGAUGUGAAAGUGGCAUCCGGAAAGGCAAUCGUUCGUGAAACAUUUCCACGGAGUGGGUGUACCGAAUCGUUUCAAACUUUACAACCUGAAUAUGAAGGUUUCAAGGUAGAUCC
This is a messenger RNA of Orussus abietinus, 2480 nucleotides long. Its product is annotated as paired mesoderm homeobox protein 2A. Gene Ontology annotation, molecular function: DNA-binding transcription factor activity, RNA polymerase II-specific; RNA polymerase II transcription regulatory region sequence-specific DNA binding. The coding region runs from base 1 to 924 and encodes 307 amino acids. NCBI's taxonomy places the organism in Eukaryota, Metazoa, Arthropoda, Insecta, Hymenoptera, Orussidae. Gene Ontology annotation, biological process: regulation of transcription by RNA polymerase II. The transcript is spliced from 3 exons. The record is from RefSeq and is a predicted model, not a curated record.